GGAUUUGAUGUGUGUGUGUGUGUGUGUGUGUGUGUGAGAGAGAGAGAGAGAGAGAGAGAGAGAGAGAGGCGGUAAUAAAGCCUCACCAUAAUAAUGUUUGUAGCGUUCAGUGCUAAACGCCCUGUUUGACAGAUAGGGUCGAAAAUGGUUUUUAUUGUUUGUUAAAUGAAAAUAAUUUGGAUUUGAAACUGAAAUUUAGUCGUUUAAUCAGUUGGGAACGUUGUGGCUCGCGUUCAGCACCUUGCUAGCUAAUGCUAUGCCUCCACUGAGAGAUCCUCGGAUAAGUGCCUGACGCUGGUAUCACCAUGGCCGUGACUCAGUUCCGUCUGUUUAAGAUCUGCACAUGCAUAGCAUCCAUACUGUCAUUCCUUAAAAGGCUCAUAUGCAGAACUGGGAGAUCACGCAAGCGAAGUGGAGAUCAGAUCACUCUCCCUACAACGGUUGAUUUUUCCUCUGUACCCAAUCAGCCGGAGGUUGAGGAGUGGAGUUCAUGGGAUGAAGAGGCUCCCACGAGUAUAAAGAUAGAGGGAGGUAAUGGAGUUGUUCCGUCCCAGCAGAACCAGGUGGACGACGACGAGCCGGAUUAUUUCAAAGACAUGGCUCCUACUAUCAGGAAAACACAAAAAAUUGUCUUGAAGAAAAGGGAGCCUGUGAAUUUCUCUCUCCCUGAUACAGCUACGGGCUUCUCCAGCAGACUGGCGGCCACUCAGGAUAUGUCCUUUAUCCAGCCUUCAGCAGAGCUGGGAGACCUGGAAACAUGGCAGGAGGACGCUAAUGCCUGGGAGGACGAGUCUGAUGCUUCGUGGGAGGCAGAAGAAGUGUUAAGACAGCAGAAGAUGGCAGAGAGGGAGAAGCGUGCCAUGGAACAGCAGAGGAAGAAAAUGGAGAAGGAGGUGCAGAGAAUGAUGAAGAAGGAGCAAAAGAUAGCAGUAAAGCUUUCCUAACGUUUAAAGGCCACACUGGACAUUUAAAACAAAAAAGAAAACAAAAAACACACGUGUUCCUCCACCAGUAUCUUUCAUCGUUUUUAUUCCCAGUUCAAACAUGCCAUUUUUUUCUCAUUGUAUAGAAUCCAAUGUACCUUUUUAUUGAAAUCAAUUGUAGUUGGGACAAUGCUAAUAGUACACAUACAGAAGAACCUGGAGCAUUAGUGUGUCUGUAUUUAUAUAUAUAUAUAUAUAUAUAAAAAAAAAGACAGUAAAGAGAAUGAGGAUUUUUUUUUGCCUCAUUUAAAAAAAUCUUUCUUGCAUUAAUUAAUGCAACCCCUUAUUAUGCUUUCAAAACACAAAUGAUCAGUGAUUAGUUUCAUUAUCUGUUUUUUCAUGAUUGUGGGGAACAUAUCUGUGAUUGAGUCACAGCUGAAAGAGGCCUUACCAAAUGGCAUGUGUUUUUUUUUGUAUUUUCUUUCUUUCUUUUUUAAACGUUCGCCUUCCACUAGAACAAGGUCACUUGAGAGUAAAAUAAAAAAAAAAAAAGGAAAUUGAAGAAGGUCUCAGAAAUUAACAGAACAUUAUGUGCUUGGUUAGCAACCUGUUUUUAAAAAUGGCGUGCAUGUGGGAUGAAGGGAAGGACUGAAGCCAGUAUUUAAUGUGGUGUGGGUGGUAAACCGUUGGUUGUCAUGGAAACGUGGUAGUUUUUGAAUGCCUGGAGUGUCAUCCAAAGCACCUCAUGUCUUAUCCAUCUUAAAUUUAACAGCAAUCAUUGCAGGAGCAUAAAGCACAAGGUACAGAUUCUAUUCAACACAUGCCAAGUCGCAUGGGUAGAUUUUUUGGCAGCAGUUCUGUAUGUUUAAAACCUGUACCUCAGUGCCCCCCUUCUGUUUUUGUGUACGUCUCGUACUAAAUAGUUUUAGAUCUUCAAACAAAAUAAACAUAAAUCAAAGGCAACCUGAAUACACACAAAACACAGAUUAUUUAUUAUUUAUUUAUUUGAGGUAUCCAACACCUAUAACCAAUGUGACAAACGAAUUGCCCCCUUAAACUUAAAAUUUGCUUGUGCCACCUUUUAGCAGCAAUAACUGCAACCAAACGCUUCCUAUAACUGGAGAUCAGUCUUUCACUUAUUUUAGAACUAGGACACUCCUAUGCUUUGGAUCAUUGUCUUGCUUCAUAAUCCAGUUGUGCUUUAGUUUCAACUUAUGGACUGAAGAGCUGACAUUCUUCUCUAGGAUUUUCUGGUAGAGAGCAGAAUUCAUGUUUCCCUCAAUUAUUGUAAGUUUCCCAGACCCUGAAGCAGCAAAGCAUCCCCACACCAUGACACUUCCACCACCAUGCUUGACCGUAGGUAAGAUGUUCUUUUUUUGGUUUACACUAGAUGUAACCGGACCCCUGUCUUCCAAACAGUUCCACUUUUGACUCAUUAAUCCACAGAACAUUCUCCCAAAAGGUUUGAGGAUCAUUAAGGUCUGUUUUGGCAAAAUUCAGAUGAGCCUUAAUGUUCUUCUGGGUUAGCAGUGGUUUUCACCUCACCACUCUUCUAUGGACGCCAUUUUCCCCAGUGUCAUUCUGAUAGUGGAGUCAUAAACAAUGACCUUUAUUGAUGCAAGUAAGGACUGUAGGUCCUUUAAAGUUGUCCUUGGCUCUUUUGUGACUUGAUGGAUGAGUCGUUGCUGUGCUCUUGGAGGAAUUUUGGAAGGUUGGCCACUUGUGGGAAGGUUCUCUACUGUGCCGAGUUUUUCCAUUUGGAGAUACUGGCUCUCACUGUGGUUCUUUGGAGUCCCAGAGCUUGUGAAGUAUCUUUUGUAACCCUUCCCAGACUGAUGUAUUUUAAUCACCUUCUUCCUCAUCAUUUCUGGAAUUUCUUUCAACUUUGGUGUGUUACUGGGUAAGACCUUUUAACCAACUUCAUGCUGCUGAAAAAGUUCUAUUUAAGUGUUUGUUUGAUUGAACAGGGUUUGCAGUAAUCAGGCCUGGUUGCAUCUAGUCCAGCUGAACCCCAUUACGAAUGCAGUUUCAUAGAUUUGGGGAAUUAGUAACCACGGGGGCAAAUACUUUUUCACACAGGCCCAGUUGAUAUUGGAUAACUUUUUUGCUUCAAUAAAUAACAUCAUUUAAAAACUGUAUUUUGUGUUUACUCAGGUUGCCUUUGUUUUAUCUUAGAUUUUGUUUUAAUUUCUGAAAUAAUUUAGUAUGAGGGAGACACAAAAACAGAAGAAACUUCGAUGGGGCAAAUCAUUUUUCACACCACUGAUACUCAAUGCUGUAUUAAGGUGAUUGGGUGGAGAUCAUCAUCAUGUGCAUGCAGUAAUGAUUAAGGAGUUUUUGGGUGCAGGUAAUAUUUUAAAAUGCUUAUUUUAUUAAAAUGAUGUUUCAGGGGGAAAAAAAGUUCCAAAUGUCCAAGACAAGUGCUCUUUUUUAGUUUUGCCGUGAACUGGAACAAACAAUAGUAACUUAUCACCACCAGUUAACAUCAUGCAACAAAUGGGCAUUGCAGAACUUAAAAACUAGUGGCAGCCAUUUUCAAUUCAGAAUCAUGUAAUUCAGCUUAUAUAAGAAAACUAAAAAGUUGUAUUGUGCUAUUUAGAUGCAGAUGGUUAUACGUGGCUUAACAAUGUUGUUUCAGUUAAGUGUUCAGUGACUUCAGCUUGAUUCUAAUUGGUGAUCUUAGGCUUUCAUUUCUUGCUGGCUACAUUUGCUCAAAGCUCCUAGUUACAAAACUAAAGAAGCAAAAUUUGGACACCAAAUGUCUUGGCUGAGGUAUGUUGGAAGUUUAUGUAAAUUAGAUUUUCGCCCCAGCCAUCCUUUUAAGUUGUGUCCCACUAGACAUGAAAGUUCUCCAAAGAUUUGCAGCACAACGAUCAUGAUUACAUUCUGGAGACAAUGUUCAAAGGGCAGCUAUGCAGUACAUUUGGGAAAUCAGGCCUAUGCAACAAAUGAGACAUGAGCCUGUCAUUUCACAAACAAUGUUUCAAACAGUUUUGUGCACACAUUCAUUAUUUUCCUGUAAUAAAUGUUUGGAUUUAUAAAAAAAAAUGUGCUUACUGGAGUUUAGGAAAGCCAUACUUUAGUUCCUGGCCUAAAUGGUGCAAUAUAUAAGAUGUUUGCACAGAUGUAGACGUUACACUGUCUAUGUAAAUCAGAUCUGCACAUGGAAUUAGAAGCAUGUUUAAUUACACACUCAAACAGACUAUAUGUAAAUGUCAUAAAUCCUCACCGUGCACUCGGCUUUAAUGUCAUGGCUGAACACCACAUGAGAGAUGCCCUGCUAAAUGAUUUAACACUUGUGCAUUUUCAGAGCUUAUUCAAGGUCGUGUUCUGACUAGUGGAAUAUUCCAGUCCUGAGAAUGACGUCAUAAUCUCUCAUCUGUUUCUGCAGCGCCCCUAGCCCACUGAAGCUCCUACAGCAUGACCCACUUUGAUAUUAAAACAGUUCUUUUCAUUCAGGAAGAAAGGAUGGCAAGUGUGUCGGUUCAUAAAAUGUUUUUUGAACCUCAUUUGAAUGGAGGGAAAGAGUGUUUUUGCAAUGGUCACAUGUUGAAAAGCAGCCUGUUUAAUAAAUGCUGCUGCUAAAGUGAAUGUAGGCUAUGAAUAAAUACCAGGUAUAAAUGUACUUCUCAUGGUCAUAUUUAAUGAUUUGUUAUUUACGUGUUGAACUAAAUCCAAAAUAAAUCAAAAUGUAGCAGUC
Ictalurus furcatus (blue catfish) is the source of this 4623-nucleotide messenger RNA. It is a transcript of the gene ebag9, whose product is annotated as estrogen receptor binding site associated antigen 9. Bases 306 to 944 code for a protein of 212 amino acids. Gene Ontology annotation, cellular component: secretory granule. Lineage: Eukaryota; Metazoa; Chordata; Actinopteri; Siluriformes; Ictaluridae. The record is from RefSeq and is a predicted model, not a curated record. The transcript is spliced from 7 exons.